AUGUUGCCCGUUUUCAAUCAGGCUCCAAACACGCUCGUACAGGCUGAUAUCUUGGAAUUCGCAGACACACUACGCGCAUAUGCGUGUAAACCGCGCUUCUUUAGGAAUUGGAAUGCAAGGCUGCGAGAGAGCUUCUGGGGUGAACUCGAGAAAUUAUACCCUAGUGACCACGUGGUUGUAAAUUAUGUAAAUUAUCGAUUGUGCAGCACGCUGUUCUCGACGGCGACGAGGAGUCACCUCGUCAACCUCAACAAACUCACUACACCACCUCAAGGCCACCAUUCUGGCUCAAACAACUCUUCUUUGGCUAGGAUGCAAACCUUCCUUUCGCCAGUGACGACGACCUCCUCUCAGCCACUGGACACCGGCGAUUCCAUCCGAGCUUCAGUCGGCCAUCUGCUCACCAGGGCGUACUCUCUCCCCUGUUCAACCGCAGCGAUGGCCUUUAAUCAGCUCGUACAACCCACAUCGCGAUUUCAGCUGGCUCUUGACGCGUUGUUGCCUCUUUUAGAUUCAAAUACCACUGCUGAGCUUGCGAACCGAAUUCUGGUUUCUUUCAUUCUGUAUUCAUUAUAUGCACCACAUCCUAUCGCCGUCAACCCUUUCAAGUCUGCCUUAUUCGUUGCCUAUCUCAAGGAGAGGGAAAAGGCCGUCAAAAUCUCCACUGACGGCAGUGUUAGUCCGAACGAGCAGUUGGUCUGGGUGUUGUGGAAGAUUUUAAAAGGAGAUGGUAACGAUAUUGGUCCUUAUUCCCCAAGCACGCUGGCACGCUCCCCAUUGCCAACCAAACUUAGAGCAAUUAAUCUCGUGCUUGAUGACGAACUCUGUAGCACUAUUUCUGACCUAGACGACUCGACAUAUUCUUAUUUUCAAAAUAAACGCAGGCAAUCGGCCUCCUCCGAUCUCAACGAACAAAUUAAACCACGCGUCGUCUCACCCGAAUACGCUGCUCUCCGAUCUCCCAUCACGCUAGAAGAAGACAGGGGCAACGAACGGCUCGUACACGCCAUCAAGCUCCUUCUCGCUUCUCGAGAACGCGUACUCACACUUUCCGAACAACGCAUCCUGGCACCCAUCAUCCCAGAAGUCGCCUCCUCCCGCCUCGUAGCCUCCCUCGACCUAACGCCCAUAGCCGCAUACAACCCCACCAUCGCCCACCCGCUCUUCGUCGGCCUCUUAACGAGCUCUAACCCCGAACACAACAACCCCCUUCCCUUUCUGGACGUUCUCCCCUUUUUGCCGCCGACCCUUGCGACGUUUGAUUUGCUUGGAAGGCUGUUGAGGGAUUCGACGAGGGUUAGUGUUCCGGGUUAUGGGAGUGUUGCGGAACUGGUGAGGGUCGAGGUGUUGGGGAGGUUCGUGCAUGAGGCUAUUAAUUGGUUGGAUUGUGCGGAGCGGGAGGAGAGGGAGGGGUUGAUUAGUGAUGAUCGAUUUGCGAAGGGGGUUCAGAAUCUAUGCAGGUUCUACAACUCGUUGACGAAGCUAUCGAUAGUUGACCCGGCGGCUGACACGGACUCUGCUGAGAUGGCGCAUUUUAGCUUGAGGAAUGCAAGGCUUGAAGAGGCUAAUGCGUUGUAUCGCGUGCUUGCUAGGGGACGGUACUGA
This is a messenger RNA of Laccaria bicolor S238N-H82, 1605 nucleotides long. RefSeq lists its product as uncharacterized. Gene Ontology annotation, cellular component: CCR4-NOT complex. The transcript has 6 exons. Lineage: Eukaryota; Fungi; Basidiomycota; Agaricomycetes; Agaricales; Hydnangiaceae. The record is from RefSeq and is a predicted model, not a curated record. Bases 1 to 1605 code for a protein of 534 amino acids.